UACCCACAUAAUUUUAGCGCCAAAUUGAAAUUCCUCCACAAAUGUCCGUGACACCUUCUCUCGCCGGCGCAGACCGUCUUUUUCUUCCUUCCAAAUAUGUUCCUUCCUUGAUCUACAUAAUCCGAAGCAAUCGGAGCUCAUCCGUCGUUAUCCGAUCCUCCACCUUCAGAGACUUCGAGAAGCCGAUUGAAACAGAGUCGAGGCCGUUUCCGUCAAUCAGGGAGGCAAAGAGAGUGGUGCUUGUGAGGCACGGACAGAGUACGUGGAACGAGGAAGGUAGGAUUCAGGGGAGUUCCGACUUCUCUGUACUUACUCAGAAGGGCGAGUUUCAGGCUGAGACUUCUCGCCAGAUGCUGGCUGACUAUUCCUUCGAUGUCUGCUUCUCCAGUCCACUGGCUAGGGCGAAAAGAACAGCUGAAGUUAUAUGGGGUGCACGUCGCGAAGAUAUUGUUACUGAGUUUGAUCUGAGGGAAAUUGAUUUAUAUUCCUUUCAGGGGCUUCUAAAGCAUGAGGGAAAAGCAAAGUUUGGUGCAGCUUAUGGUCAAUGGCAAAGAGAUGCAGCAAAUUUCAAAAUUGAUGGUCAUUAUCCAUUGAGGGAAUUAUGGGCGCGUGCUAUGAGCUGUUGGAUGAAGAUCUUAACUCAUGAAAGCAGUUCUGUGCUUGUGGUUGCUCACAAUGCUGUUAAUCAAGCCCUUGUUGCAACUGCUAUUGGAUUGAACACAGAGUACUUCCGUACCUUGCUCCAGAGUAAUUGUGGUGUGAGUGUCUUGGAUUUUACCCCAUGCCCAGAUGGUGUCUCUCCACAGAUUUGUAUUAACCGCCUUAAUCAGACUCCAAAUUCACCUGUUGCUGCCGGAAGUUCUGAAGACAGGAAAACUAGUAGACGGAUCAUUCUUGUCUGCCAUGGAUCAUCACAGGUUGAUACAGAGGUUGCGAUACCUUUUGCUGGUGACAGACCCAUGAACAUGCUUGGUGUCAUACAGGCUCAAAAAACUGCGGAAUUGCUUCUUGAUGUGAGGGUAAACACCAUUGUAAGUAGUCAUAAGAUUGCCUCUGUUGAAACUGCCAUUGCUAUCUCCAAGGUCCAAGAACCUGCUGAUUGUUUAGGUGCGGAUUGUGCUCCACAUUAUGUUGAAAUGAAGCAGAUUCAAGAGCUUGAUGUUGAGGACCUUCUUCAGCAAUCAAACAAGUCUGGUUUGAUGAAAGGAUGUGAUAAUGAAGCUAUGAUAAAAUUGUGGGAUCAGUCUAGAAAAGCAUGGAAAUCCUUGUUGGAAGAAUUAUGGAAAGAGGAUGAACCCAACAAGAUUUUGGUAACAGUAGGACAUCCCAUGGUUCACAUUGCAAUGAUGGGACAUUGCUUAAACUUAUCAAAAGAAUCCAUGAGGUCUUUCCAUUUGGACUCAGGUAGUGUCAGUAUUAUUGACUUUCCAGAUGGACAGGCCGGAAGAGGAAUUAUCCGAUGCAUAAACUAUACUGCUCAUCUUGGUAAGUGGUCAGUACCCAUUACACGAUCAACUUUGUAGAGCUUUACUUAUUCUACAUGUUUAUGAAAUCUACAGCUUAUCAGUGAAUAAUUGUACUAAUGCGUCUAAGUCAUCUAUAUACUUUGUAAGGACAAUUUUAAGUUGUAGUAGUUAUUAACUAGGUUAGAAUCUUGCACAAAUUAUUUUCUUCAUGAAACUAAUUAUAUAUUUAUUGCAACCUUGUGUUAUUUAUAUAA
Messenger RNA from Impatiens glandulifera, 1720 nucleotides. RefSeq names its product probable 2-carboxy-D-arabinitol-1-phosphatase. The coding region runs from base 42 to 1523 and encodes 493 amino acids. The record is from RefSeq and is a predicted model, not a curated record. Gene Ontology annotation, molecular function: phosphatase activity. The transcript is spliced from 9 exons. Lineage: Eukaryota; Viridiplantae; Streptophyta; Magnoliopsida; Ericales; Balsaminaceae.